Molecule: messenger RNA, 1226 nt
Organism: Mucor mucedo
Lineage: Eukaryota; Fungi; Mucoromycota; Mucoromycetes; Mucorales; Mucoraceae
Product: 2-nitropropane dioxygenase
Exons: 1
Coding region: 44-1210 (388 amino acids)
Molecular function (GO): nitronate monooxygenase activity
Source: RefSeq, a predicted model, not a curated record
CUUUUUUUUUUUUUGUUAAAAAAAACAAACAUUAACAACACAAAUGGCAAGUAUAAAGACAACCCAAUGGGCCACGACAUGUUUUACACGUGCCUUGAAUAUUCAAUACCCUAUUGUCCAAGCACCUUGUGCAGGUCAUACAGGAGCCGACCUCAUUGCGUCAGUGAGUAAUGCGGGUGGUUUAGGUUCUUUAGGUGCUGGCAUGAUCCCACCACCUCAAUUGCGAGAGACCAUUCAACGCAUUCGGGAGAAAACAGAUAAACCUUUCUCUGUCAAUCUCUUUUGUCGUACCACAGCCCCACCCACCACGCAAGAACUCGAUCAGCAUUAUCCAGCCACGGACGAUAUUUUGAAUGAAAUUCGUGUUGACCUGGAUAUUCCUAUCCCUACCGAAUAUAAAUUACGUUCACCUUCGUUUGAUGAUCAAGUCCAAGUCUUGCUGGAAGAAAAGGUCCCUGUGGUUUCCUUUACCUUUGGGUUAUUACCCGAAGAAGCAUCAGAACAGUUCAGAAAAGCAGGUACUUAUUUGAUCGGUACAGCGACAACCGUACAGGAAGCUUUGGUCUUGGCUGGUUUAGCAGACCCAAAGGAUAGCACGCGAAAAGCAGAUGCCAUUGUCGCGCAAGGUUUAGAGGCAGGUGGUCAUCGUGGAUCCUUUCUCUCAGGUAGCGGACCUUACCAUGAACAAAAGCCAACUGCGCAACUUGUUCAAGCCAUUCGUUCGGCCUCCAAGGACUACCCAUUACCUAUUCUAGCAGCUGGAGGAAUCACCACGGGUGAUGAUCUUUAUACUGCUUUACAUGAUUGGAAGGCGGACGGAGCUGUCUUGGGUACAUUAUUUAUGUUGGCAACCGAAUCGAGUACACCGAAAGCCCACAAGGAUUACUUGCUCACGACAGCCAAGAACUCAGAAUCGAAAAUCACCAGAACCUUGACUGGACGUCGUGUACGUGCCUACCCUAAUAAAUUGAUGCAACGUAUUGAAGAAAGAGCUGGUCAAGAAGAGAUAAUUCCUCCUUAUGACGUUCAAUCUUCUAAAACCAAGGAUAUCGUGGCUUAUGCCACCUCACAUGGUAUCCAGGAUUACAUGGCUUUGCUUUCAGGUGUCAAUGCACCCGUGGCGGCAACUUACACGAACCACGGCACGUUGUCUGCAGCGGACAUUUUAAACAAAUUAGUAGCUGAUGUAAAUAAAAAAGUUGCAAAUUAAAUUAAAAUGCGUGGGU